This is a messenger RNA of Nematolebias whitei (Rio pearlfish), 961 nucleotides long. Its product is annotated as casein kinase II subunit alpha-like. The record is from RefSeq and is a predicted model, not a curated record. NCBI's taxonomy places the organism in Eukaryota, Metazoa, Chordata, Actinopteri, Cyprinodontiformes, Rivulidae. The transcript has 6 exons. Gene Ontology annotation, biological process: protein phosphorylation. Gene Ontology annotation, cellular component: cytosol; nucleus; protein kinase CK2 complex. Gene Ontology annotation, molecular function: protein serine/threonine kinase activity; nucleic acid binding; ATP binding. Bases 320 to 961 code for a protein of 213 amino acids.
GUUUGGCUUGGUGACGUUCGGCCAUGUUGUUUCUGAUACAGCAGAAGUCACAUCCAGGUCUGGACACGUUAGAGGCAGGAGGGAGGCGAGGACCGUUGGCUUUUAACACAGCCACUUGGAAAGGAUUUUAGUGUUCGGAUUAACCCAGGGGGCCAUCCCACAUUCCUUCUGGGGGCCCUCCCCCUCCCCUUCCCCCCAUCCUCAGGCAACCCCCCUGUCCUGUUGGGAUCAUCCCCUACCUUUUCUCUCCUGUCCCCCUCGACAUCAAACCAUCUUGUGCAGUAGAAUCUCUCCCACCAUCUCUGCCAAGCUGUCCGACAUGUCAGGACCCGUGCCAAGCCGGGCACGAGUGUACACGGAGGUCAACACUCACCGGCCCAGAGAGUACUGGGACUACGAGUCCCAUGUAGUUGAAUGGGGAAACCAGGACGACUUCCAGCUCGUGCGCAAGUUGGGACGUGGGAAGUACAGUGAAGUGUUUGAAGCCAUUAACAUUACUAAUAACGAGAAGGUUGUGGUUAAGAUCCUGAAGCCUGUGAAAAAGAAGAAAAUCAAGCGUGAGAUCAAGAUUUUGGAAAAUCUGCGUGGAGGUCCUAACAUAAUCUCCCUCAUUGAUAUCGUAAAAGAUCCUGUAUCCCGUACACCUGCCUUGGUCUUUGAGCAUGUCAACAACACGGACUUUAAGUUUCUGCACGAUGAGGACAUUGAUGUUAUGGACUGGCCUGCCCGUUCCCCAGACCUGAAUCCAAUUGAGCACAUCUGGGACAUCAUGUUUCGGUCAGUCCACCAAGGCCACGUUGCACCACAGACUGUUCAGGAGCUAACUGAUGCUCUAAUCCAGGUCUGGGAAGAGAUCCCUCAGGAGAACAUCUGCCGUCUCAUCAGGAGCCCAGGCGUUGUUGGGAGGUUCUACAGGCACGUGGAGACCACACACACUGAGCCUCAUUUAGACUUGUCUUGA